Hyposmocoma kahamanoa is the source of this 1191-nucleotide messenger RNA. It is a transcript of the gene Txl, whose product is annotated as thioredoxin-like protein 1. The transcript has 6 exons. The record is from RefSeq and is a predicted model, not a curated record. NCBI's taxonomy places the organism in Eukaryota, Metazoa, Arthropoda, Insecta, Lepidoptera, Cosmopterigidae. The coding region runs from base 70 to 930 and encodes 286 amino acids.
ACCAUUUUGAAGUAUCAUUCCCGUUGUUGUAUUUUCACACUUUUGUGUUAGUUUAAUUCUUUAGAAACAAUGGGCUUUGCAACUGUGAUUGAAAAUGAAGCACAUUUCCAAUCCGAAAUGGCGAACGCAGGCACAAAGCUUGUCGUUGUCGAUUUCACAGCAACUUGGUGUCCGCCGUGCCAGCGGAUCGCGCCGUUCUUCGAACAGCUUCCUGCUAAAUUCCCGCGGGCGGUUUUUCUGAAAGUGGACGUAGACAGAUGCGCGGACACGGCCAGCGCUCAGGGCAUUAGUGCAAUGCCUACAUUCAUAUUUUAUAAAAACAGGACAAGGAUUGAUCGACUGCAGGGUGCCGACCCAGCUUCUCUAGAAAGUAAAGUGAGACAGUAUUACGGUACUGAAGACGCUGGCGAAGAAGAUAAUGCUGUUGCUGGUCAUAUGGACUUGGCAACUUUUAUAACAAAGAGUGAAUGUGAGAGCUUGAAUGAGGCUGAUGACCACCCGUUGGCACAUGCUUUGACCAGUGGUGGCGGGUAUCUUGCCAGUGACUGUGACGAGCAGCUCAUCAUCAAUAUCACUUUUAAUCAGUUGGUAAAGCUUCACUCAUUAAAAAUCAAAGCGCCAACAGACAAAGGCCCCAAGACUGUGAAACUGUUCAUCAACCAACCUAGAACCCUGGACUUUGACCAAGCAUCUGGCAACUCUUCUGUUCAGGAACUGGAGCUAUCUCCAAAUGAUUUGGAAGGCACCCCUGUCCCACUCAAAUUCGUAAAGUUUCAGAAUGUUCAGAACAUUCAAUUGUUUAUUAAAGACAAUCAAUCUGGAGGUGAAGUGACACAGAUUGACCAUUUGGCCUUCUACGGGUCUCCAAUCUCCACCACCAAUAUGGGAGAGUUCAAACGCAUUGCUGGCAAAAAGGGCGAAAGUCAUUAGCUCAAGAAGGUACUGGAUUCUGUGGGUAGUUUUGAUUUUCCACUGUGUUGAGUGCCACAAUAAAUAUGCACUUUAAUCUCAAGCAGAAAUAAAUUAAUGUCUCCUAGUUGAAUGUACUCAUAAUCACAAUUUUAUAUGUACUCGUAAUCUUCAUAGUGUGUUCAACCAUGUCUUCUAUGUGUAUGUAACACUUAUAAGCAACUGUGAAUAGAAUUACAUAAAGCAAAACUAUCUGCAUGUAUCCUAAGAUAGGCAGUUUAU